AUGGUCUCUUCACUGUGGCCUUCGAGAGGCUCGGAAAGAAUAUAUGUUGGUCUUUUACUUGUCUGUCUCUUCUACAUCCUGCUAUCCAGUCCCAUAUUAAGACAUGCCGAAUCAAUAGUCAAGCCUGCCUGGAGAACUCCUAGGAUCAGCGACAUCGGUGAUUCUUCUGACCUUGGGAUUGAUGAGACAGUCGCAGGGGAGACAACAUCUUCGAGCGAUUUAGGCGACGAUGUGGAGGAAAAUACAUCUGCCUCUUUCGGCGUGGACUUUGGAGAAGAGGAGGGCGAGUUGUUGUCGGUCCCUACAGUCGCAGAUUUGAAUGAGUCAAGAAUGGGCAUGGUUGGACCAUACAUCUCCGCCAUAAUGGAUCCAAAGGAUACUCAUUUCGACCGGCUACAAUGUCCACGGCCUAUCAAGGAAAGAUACAAAAUGUUACGGCCAAAAGAGAGCCUCCCUUUCAAUGUCCAGCAACCACGGAAGCGCUAUUACUUCGCGCUCAAUCUGUACGAAUGCGCAUAUGUGCUUCCGCGGCUUCUCGGCUCGAUCGUCGAAGCAAUGCGAUUUCUUGGGCCCGAAGAUUGCGUUCUUUCUAUUGUCGGUGGGCGCUCCGACGAUGGUACAACAGAGAUUCUGGCCGCACUGAAGGAUGCGAUCGAGGCUUUGAAUGUGACUUACUAUUUCCGGACAAGCGACAUCGACCCCCUGAAGGGUGGAAAUGACCGAGUGACGGAGCUGGCUAAGCUUCGCAACCUGGCACUGGCUCCGCUCACCACUGAACGGGACAAGUAUGCAAGGGAUGGCGCUAUUAUUUUCCUGAACGACGUGUCAAUCUGCACCGAUGACAUCCUGGAACUCAUCUAUCAAAGACGCCAUCAGCGAGCGGAUAUGGUUUGUGCUAUGGAUUGGAACAACAAUGGAGACACCUUCUAUGACUCUUGGAUAGGGCGCAGCAUGAAUGGCGACAUGUUUGUGGAGAUUCCUCAAAGUGGAUCCUUUGAAUUCUCUCACAACCUAUUCUGGAAUGACAGGACGGCAAAGUCUCACAUUGACGAAAAGCUCCCCCUUCAAGUAUUUGCCUGCUGGAACGGAGCCGUCGUCUUCAAGGCAGAGCCCUUACUGUCGCACAGCAUCAAAUUCCGGGCUGCUUACAAGGACGAGUGCUAUACCGGCGAGCCGACAUUAUUCUGCAAAGACCUGUGGACUUUGGGGCACGGCCGAAUCGCCAUCAUUCCCAGUGUCAAUGUCGGCUACAACGACGAGCAAUCGCGAAACACAAAGUCAAAGCACGGAUACGCUUCGGCCAAUAUUCAGCAGGCAGAACAUGACAUGGGGUUAUCAACUGAAAUCGAAUGGAAGACUUCGCCUCCUCAGCUGGUCAAAUGCCAGCCUGACUGGACACAUUCUUCGUGGGCACCGUGGGAUGAUGCAGUCGGGGAGCAUGUCCCCUUUGACUGGUCACGGUCUGGGUAUUUCAAUGCCAAAAAGCCCUUUGAUAAGGAACUUGAGUUUGAGAGCGACGGGAAAGAAUACGGCGUAGACGCCCGAGGUUAG
Molecule: messenger RNA, 1551 nt
Organism: Fonsecaea pedrosoi CBS 271.37
Lineage: Eukaryota; Fungi; Ascomycota; Eurotiomycetes; Chaetothyriales; Herpotrichiellaceae
Exons: 1
Coding region: 1-1551 (516 amino acids)
Source: RefSeq, a predicted model, not a curated record